Branchiostoma belcheri (Belcher's lancelet) is the source of this 4450-nucleotide messenger RNA. Its product is annotated as serine/threonine-protein phosphatase 4 regulatory subunit 2-A-like. Gene Ontology annotation, cellular component: protein phosphatase 4 complex; nucleus; cytoplasm. The coding region runs from base 95 to 1426 and encodes 443 amino acids. NCBI's taxonomy places the organism in Eukaryota, Metazoa, Chordata, Leptocardii, Amphioxiformes, Branchiostomatidae. Gene Ontology annotation, biological process: protein dephosphorylation. The record is from RefSeq and is a predicted model, not a curated record. The transcript is spliced from 8 exons. Gene Ontology annotation, molecular function: protein phosphatase regulator activity.
AUCGCCCGCCUUGCUUCCGGUCGCCAUUUUGCUGUGUCUGGAAUAAAACCAGCCCGUUGUGGUGUAGUAGGGACACACAAAAAAACUGUCAGCCAUGGAAAACGGGGACUCCUUUCUACAUGCACUAGAAGACUUUGAGAAAAGGAAGGAACUGACCCCAGAACUGGAACAGUAUCUGCGACACAUAGCAAAGACAGGAGAAACAAUAUACCCCUGGAACAGACUGAAGCCAGUCUUCCUCCUCAAGCUGGAGAAGGUCAUGCAAGAGUUCAACGAGGAGGCGCCGAAAGUGGACGGACCGCCGACGCCCAACGUGGAGAAUCUCUCGUACGAGGAGAUGAGGGAGAGAGUCGUCAGUAUCAUCGAAAGUUUCACAGGUCCACCCUUCACCAUGCAAAGACUGUGUGAGCUGGUCACAGACCCCAAGAAACAUUACAAGAGAAGUGACAAGUUCCUGAGAGGGGUGGAAAAGAACGUGUUGGUAGUCAGUACAGUCCAUGGAGGUGCAAGCAGACGACUGUCAGCAGGCGGAGACAAACUGGUGAACGGGAUCGCGCCACAGGAGGCAGGAGCAGACAGCCUAUCUGUUGCCAUGCCGCCCCCACCAUGCCCCGCCCCUCAUCUCCCUCCAAUCGUCGGUGCCUCUCCCCUUCCCCUUCCACCCCCCGACCACGAUCACUUAGAAACGCCGAGUCUCGGGGCCUCUCCAUCUGUCUGUAACGACAUCUCCGACACCACAAGUCCGUCGAGUCCCGGCAUGACAGACCAUGCGGGCACAAACGGAGGAGACUCACACAACCAAUCAGGGGACACGACAGUAGAUAAAGAAGACGACAGUUUACAGAACAGCACAUACACAGAACAGUUAGAGGACAGAAGUAGGAUAGCGGACGAUAUGGGUGGGGAGGACAGUGCGCCAUCAGACAGUUCCACUUCAGAAGAUUCCUCAGAGAGCUCGCUGUCAGACGACACGCCAACGUGUACCUCAGCAGCCGACGGCAAUCUUUCAGGCGCUGGAAACUCCGCAGAGACGUCCACAGAACCAACGUCCAGCUCAGAGGAGAAGAUGUUUCCCGUCGAACCCACAGAGACAGGACGUAGGGACACGACGGAAUCAUCGGAAUCGUCAGACAUGAGCACCGAGGACAAGGACAGUGAGAACACCAGGCCAACCAGAGCGUGUACAAGGUCAGCUGACGUUCUAGAAGAGGAUCAGGAGGAUUCAGGAUCCCCUCGUAAAAUCAGAAGGAUAGAAGAACCACAGCCAAGCGACCAAUCAGAGCAGGCCACUCCAUCACACGACCAAGCUGCCACUAACCAACCAGAUCCAAGUAGCGAACAUGAAACAACCCCAGCCAGCCAAUCAGAGGAGAGCUCAGAAGAGCAGAAGGCAGAGGAUGCGGAGGAGCCAAUGGAGCAGGACUGAGGUGGUUGCCAUGACGAUGUGGAACACUGUAGGUAGUUUGUGGAGUAGACUUUGUGUUGAUUGGCUGAAGAUAAUGUCAUUAAAGGGACUGUCCAAUGGAUGUAGAGUAUCAGCUGGCCAUAAUGUUGUCCUGGCAAAGGUAUCAAAUUACAUGUGAGAAGUAUGAUAGCUGUAGAUUUCGUAUUUGAAAGGGGACUUGGGUUACAGCUGUGAGUAGUGUGGCUAUGGCAACUUCACUUCCAGCCUUAUAAGUUAUAAUAAUGCAAUUGUAUUGGAUACACCUUGUGUACAAAAAAACCCACAAGUCAAGUGUAUAUAUAGACAAAUUAUGUCGUAACUUAAAUGGUCGGCAGUUUCAAACUAAGCAAGACCUCUGUGUGUACAUGUAUCUAUCUUAGGAAUGUUGUCAGUAGUGGUACAUUGCCCCCCCCCCCUCCUCAGCCCUUGUUGGUUUUUAGGAAUUAGAUGCAUUGAAACUAGAGCUAUGCAGCAACUGCCACUUUUUGAAUUAAGCAUUGACCAGCAGUACCAUAAGACCACAGUUAGCACAGGUAUUCAUACUGUAAAGGCAUCCAAUGCAAUUUCAGGGCAGCAAAGCAAAAGAUUUCUGGAUGAGGAAGUCUGUCAGAUAUAGAAAGUUACUGCCGUUUCUAAUCACAUUUUUGUGAUUAUUUCAUUUUCAAGAGCUUGAAAUAGCCCCUGAACAAGCUGCAUGUAUGUGAGGAGUCCCUUUAUUUUUUGGUUACCACCAGUCAAUCAACCAGUCCAUUAAGAGCAAUCAUUUUCCAUCAGCGACAAUGCAUUUUUGCCUCAUUGUGCUGAUGUUGAUUCUACUUACUACAUUAAAAGAAUGACCAGAAAAUAAAUUGCAUUGGAUACCUUUUAAUCUGUUACACAAAGAUGUAUUUCUGUGGCCAUAAAAGCGUGAUGUUUAUCAUGUCUAAAUGCUGUUCUUCAUUCACAAAGGGCUGUGCAAAUGUUUGCUUAGCAUGAAGGCCAUUGCAGUUCCUGUCAAAACAGUGCAUCUGAGGAAGGCUUCCAAAAUUAACCAGAAAAACCAUAGUGUGGGUCUAGUGGGACAGGAGAUGUCAAAUCAAACACAGCUUCUGAAUACUGUGGGAGUCCUAAAAAAAGGCCAGCAGUUUUGUCAUGGCCCCAUCCAGGUUAGGUGCAGGUAGACAUCAGAAAUACCUGCACAGCUCCAAUUUUACCUGCACUAACCAACAUAUGCAAGUGGUAUUACAAGCCCCGUACAUGGACUUUCCUUUGGAAAUGAUUUUGCUUCCCACACUUUUUUUUGGCACACAUGUUUUUCCUCUUUCUUUUUAUCAAGUAACAACAAAGAGUGGUAGUGCAGACAAAAUUAUAACUGCCAUUAGGUGAAGGUAUUUUUGACUUCUCUCGGUUUCCUUGAUCAAAAACCAAAGACUAUUAAACUGAUGUGGUCUGAGUAGUGUACGGUUAAAGAGUAUUGUGCAUAAAUGUUGACUGUGGAUUCCAUGAGUGACUUUCAGAGUUGUACUUGUUGCUUCAGGCAAAGUUGUGCAAAAUCAUGUCCUAUUUGUACACAUGUACGUAAUACAUUCCCUUGAUGUGGGAUGCAUGUAAAUGUCCCGGACAAUUGUAUGUUACUGGGUGUAACUAAAGUCAGUUCAUGGUCUUCUGGAUGUGUAUCAUUCUCAUCAUAGUGGUACUCACCAUGUUCCAAAACAAUCAGUUCACACAGAAUCAGUUCUUAGAGCCUGGAUAGGAAAUCAUCAUCUGAUUGUUAUUUACCUACACUCUUCAACAUACCUGUAUUAUUAUUAUUUCACAUUUCUGACACAUUUUUGUGACACCACCACAGCAUACCAGAAUGUAAACAAACAUGACUCACAACUGUGUUUCCAGCUUUUGUGGUGUAAUAUUUGGUCAUCUCAACUUCAUGAAUAACACUUUAUAAUAAAUUAUUUGCAAUGGAGUAUUGCUUCAACUCAUUUUGUAAAGAAAUGACCAGAAAAAAUUUACUUUUUGCAUUGUCCUAAUGUUAUGUAAUGGAGUUUAACAACAAACUAACACACCUCUCAUGACUGAGUAGCACAGUGUACUCUCAGCAACAGAGAAAAUUUAUUCAAGAAGAAACAAGCUUCCCCUUAAAUAUGUCUGCAACAUAAGUUAGUAUAGCACUGGGAUGAGAAUGGAGAGCUUGUGUUUCUAUGAAAAUGUGUCAUGUGUAACUGUAAAUACGGUCUCAUCCAAUCUCGAUGUGGAAUCAUCCCACAGUGCAAACAUUUGUAUUUUGUAGCUAAGAAGGUUAUUAAUUAGUGUUGCAUUCCAGUGUAUUGUAACAAAAUGAAUUCUGAAUAAGGAAAUCAUUAUGUGGAUGAUUUCGAUAAAUCAAUUGUAAAGGAUUUUGUUGUUUUUGCUUGUCAUUACAUUCUAGGCUUACCAUGAAACAUGUAACAUAGUCAUCCAUUUUUAUGUCAAUUUUAUGCUUCCGUUGUUAUUCCAGAAGACACUUAACAACUUAUCGAGCUGAUAGGUUAGAUUAUGUUAGCUUUUGUUCUGUUUUAGGAAAUGCAGAAGCUGCCAUGUUUAUUGCAAUGCCCCGUUAACGUUUAUGUUAUCAAGACAUAGUCCUUCUCGGACUUAAGUUUUCAAGUUGUAUUAUCUGAGAGAUGUCUUGCUUAAUAUGAUGCAUCUUCACAAUGUUGCAGGUGAAUUCCCUUCAAAAUUGGCAGUUUCACACUUGUACAUUUUGCAUGCUUUUUUUUGGCCAGUAUCACUGAGCUGUACAUCAGCUUUCAGCGCCCCCUAGCACAUUCUUCUGGUUAUGCACUUGUCAAUAUCCAUGGUAUAUGAUUGUAAGGCAAGUAACCAUUUUUUUGUUGUUAAGGAUCACAAAUCCUGCCAUGACCCAUGAAAGUUGUACUGCCCUGAGGCAGCUGGAUUAACCAUUCUGUGACUGUGAAAGAUCGAAAUCAUUUUAUGUUCAGUCUUUGUAGUGGAGAGUUGUCAAAUAAAGGAUUUGUUUUUAAGUAAUAA